CUAGCUCCUUGAAUAACGGUGACUCGACGGCUCCCGUCCGAUGUCAAAUGUCUCGGGUUCCAGCUGAACACUCAGAAGAACAGCUGGAUGAUUGUUUGGCAAUAACGCGAUAGGCAAUCGGCGGCAGCGACAUCACCCAAGGUCAGCGCCCCCCGGAUGGCCAGAGGCCAGAAUGCUGGCUGGACAUGGACGCCCCAGAAUACCUGGACCUGGACGAGAUUGACUUCAGCGAUGACUUAGCUUACUCUGCCAAGAGCAUUCCAGAGCUGUGCAGGAGGACAGAUGGGCAGAAUGAAGAAAGACAAGCUCCAGCCAUCAACUGGAGUCGUGGGGUGCCACACAGCGGAGCGGGCGUCAAACCCACGGGCAUCGCAGACGUCUACAGCAAAUUCCGCCCGGUCAAACGGGUCUCGCCCCUCAAACACCAGCCCGAGGUGCCGGCUGCGGACAGCGAAGGGGAUGCCAAGGGCUCCGCCCAAAAUGGCGACCGGGGGAGCAAAGACGAGGCCACCACCCUGGUGGCCAAAACUGGACAGGCUGGUGGAGGAGGGGUGGGGGCACCAUCGUCUUCUGCUGAACCCCAAUGCGUGAAGCCCCGCGUGGGGAUGAGUGCAGGGGUAUUAAUGGGUGAGCUGGAACACUACGACCUGGACAUGGAUGAGAUUCUGGACGUGCCCUACAUCAAGUCCAGCCAGCAGAUGGCCACGCUGCCCAGAGUGGGCUCCGAGCGCCGGGCCUUGGGCGGGGGAGGAGGGGGGUCCCUGGCGGGGGGUGGUGGGGUCGUCGGGGGCAUAGGGGGCAACAUGGGUGGUAAUAGCAGUACAGAAAGGGUCCAUGGGCACACCCUGACCCGCACGUCCACCCUGCCCCUCAGCGAGAGCGUUAGCAUGGCCCCCCAGAUGUGCGUCCUGUCCCCGGUCAAGUGGCCCGACAUGCGGAAAUCCAAAUCCAUGGAGCCCGAUUUCCUGCGCUCGCCGACAGGUGCUUUCCAGCCUGUCUCCUCCUCUUCCUCCUCCUCCUCCUCCUCUUCCUCAGCUACCACUGCUGCUGCUGCUGCCGCUUCUCUGCACUGCACCUCCACUCCAGAUGGGGGUGCUCUGGCAGGAGGCAGACCGCAGUACCCGGACAUACAGGCCCUGAAGGCGGGCUCGGACUCGGCGUCUGGAGGAGGAGGAGGAGGAAGCCAGGGCCAGCCGGCGAUGUUCCCCCUGCAGGGGGCAGGCGGUGGCGGGAGAGCGGAGAUGGGGAAGGCCUGGGGGGGCUCCAGGCCCUAUGGAGCUGCAGGAGGAGGAGGAGGAGGAGAAGUUGACGAGGAGACCAAAAAGAGCCAGAACAUCAUCAACAUCGUCCGCGAGGGACAGAUCUCACUUCUGCCCCACUUGGCAGCGGACAAUCUGGAGCUGAUUCGGGACGAGGAGGGCAGCAACCUGCUGCACGUGUCGGCCUCGCACGGCCACGCCGACUGCCUGCAGCACCUCACCUCCCUGAUGGGGGAGGACUGUCUGACGGAGCGCAAUCUCCAGCAGCUCACCCCCGCUGACCUGGCAGUGCGGAAUGGGCACCUGGAGUGUGUGCGCUGGAUGGUGAGUGAAACAGAGGCUAUUGCUGAGCUAAGCUGCACUCGAGAGCACCCCAGCCUUAUCCACUACGCCGCCCGCUAUGGACAGGAGCGCAUCCUGCUGUGGCUGCUGCAGUUCAUGCAGGAGCAGGGCAUCUCUCUGGACGAGCUGGACCAGCAGGGGAACAGCGCCGUGCACGUGGCCGCCCAGCAUGGACACUUGGGCUGUAUACAGACCUUGGUGGAGUACGGUUCCAAUGUGACUGUGCAGAAUCAGCAAGGAGAGAGGCCUUCCCAGAGUGCCGAGCGGCAGGGCCACACCACCUGCUCCCGCUACCUUGUUGUCGUGGAGACGUGCAUGUCAUUAGCUUCUCAGGUGGUGAAGCUCACCAAACAACUCCAUGAACAGACGACAGCCAGAGUGGCCCUACAGAACCAGCUGCAGCUCCUGCUGCAACCGGCCACAGAGGCAGGUGGACCUCACGGAAUGCAGCCCCUGUCCCCAAGUCACCUGGUCCCCCUGCCCCAGGACACCUGGCCUGAGAUGACCCUGACGGCGGAGGUCUCCAGUGGGGAUGGCCAGUGGGUCCUGAGGCAGCAGCGUGGGGCGGCAGAGUCGGAGGCCGCGCUGCAAAAGCUCCUGGCCGCAGAUCAGUUGGCAGAGCGGACGGGCGACAGCAAUGCCCAGAGGCGGCUCGGCGUGGCGGAGCGUCGGGAGCUGAAGCUGGCGCGGCUGAAGCAGCUCAUGCAGCGCUCCCUGAGCGAGUCCGACUCGGACGUUUACCCGCCAGACGAUGCCAGCGCCGCGCCAAAGCACACGCCAGGCGGAGCGCCGCCACCGCCGCCCCCUCGGCCUGAACGGCCCAAUCAGCUGCCUGUGGGAGGCGGGGUCGGAGGCGUAGUGGACGAGACGGCCAUGCCCCCGGCACCCCCUGGUGGCCCCGCUGGGUUAUACGCCCUGAUGAAGAAGCACCAUCAUCCUCAUCCUCAUCCUCAUCCUCACUCCGCUCAGGGCUCCACCGCUGAGCGCAAACUCUCCUUUGCGCUCAGGACUUCUCGCUCCAUGGACGCUCCCGACCUCGAUCCCGCCAUGUUGUCCGACUUCAUGGACGGAGACGCGGACCCCGGCUCCGACGCGGCCAGCGGGCAGAAGGCCAACACCACCAGCCCCAAGAGCGCCCUCAAGUCCCCCUCGUCCCGCCGCAAGACGGCCCAGAACCUGAAGCUCCGCGUCACGUUUGACGAGCCCGUCGUCCACAAGGAGGCGACGGAGGCCGAGGGCCGAGGAGGGGAGAAAUCCGCAGCAGGAAACGGCAGCAGUGGCGGCGGCGGCCGCGCCUCGGAGUCUGGAGGAGGAGAGACGUGGAAGAGGCCUUUCGGGACGUUCCGCUCCAUCAUGGAGACGCUGAGCGGGAACCAGAACAGCAACAACAACAACGUCCAGUCGCCUGGCGCCGCGGGGUCGCCACAGGGACCGACGGGCAAGAAAGUGGACAGCAAGGCGGCGGGAGGUGCGGGGUCUCCACAGGGACUCGCUGGCAAGAAAGUGGACGGCAAGGUGUUGGUGAGCAGGGGAAGGAGCAAGCCCAGCGUCGUCUAAAGUGCCUUCUUCCUCUGGGCCACUAGGAGCAUUAUGGACACAUCAUCAUCAUCAGCACCACUACAACGGGCUCAUUCAACUUCAAGCUGUCUUAAAUAUCAUCUCUAGGAUUACAGCAUCCAAAGAAUGCGGUGCAGUCGACCAAAUCAGUUCAACAUCUUAAAAAGGGUCUCGUUUUUUUUUUUGAUGUUUUGAAAGGAAUGCAGUAGUCAGUAUUUGUCCAAGACAAAAAAUGAAGACUUUGGGAAGAAGUCAUAUUUCCCCCAUCUUGCAGUAGAAUUAUUUCCAAUUGGGCCAACACCAUCUGAUUUCUGAUUUGUGUACCUGGUCCGUACCUCUAUGAGCUUUGUGUGUACCUCCAGUCAGUCAUUACAUUGUAUUUAAGACGCUUUCAUCCAAAGCGUCUUACGUACAAUCGAGGACAUAAUCAUAGCAUACAACACUUGCAGACAGGGAAGCUGACAGGGGGGUGACAAAGGGCUCAGUUGUCCUGGGCCCAGAGUGAAAGGGGGCCCAGAUUUGGGUCCUCAUUUACAUUACUGGGCCGCGAGCCCUUUUAGUUCAUUUUGUCCUGGGCCUGGCCAAAGCUGUCAGCGGCCCUGCUUGCAGAUUCAAAGUCCACAGGAAAUAUACAGAACAGUAAGUCAAAAUUCCAAGUAG
Messenger RNA from Engraulis encrasicolus (European anchovy), 3818 nucleotides. RefSeq names its product synuclein, alpha interacting protein (gene sncaip). The record is from RefSeq and is a predicted model, not a curated record. NCBI's taxonomy places the organism in Eukaryota, Metazoa, Chordata, Actinopteri, Clupeiformes, Engraulidae. Gene Ontology annotation, molecular function: ubiquitin protein ligase binding. The transcript is spliced from 11 exons. Bases 186 to 3158 code for a protein of 990 amino acids.